AUGGCGUCAAAUCAUCCCCCCAGGGUGCCGAUACUUCUUCUGAAGACAAAAUCCACCCCCAUCGACACCUACGAAGAGCUCUUCUCAUCAACACCAGUACCAAGCAGCGGCAGCGACGAGGCGCGGACGAGCUUCUCGCCCCAAUUCGUCCCUGUCUUGCAGCACAGGCUCGAAGAGCCCGGCGUCAAUGCCCUGCGGGACCACCUUCAGAACCAGUCCAUAUCCCCCCGUGAGGAUAGCACAUAUGGCGGCCUCAUCUUCACGUCCCAGAGGGCCGUCGAGGCAUUCGCCAAGACGGUCGAGGAAGGCAAGGGCGACCCAUCAUGGCCUCACCUCCAGAACAUACCCAUAUACAGCGUCGGGCCCGCAACCACACGAGCCCUGAGAGCCAUCCCCCAAGCCCCCUCGCCCCUGCAGGUCUUCGGAGAGCACACGGGCAACGGAGAGGUCCUAUCCCGCUUCAUCCUCGACCACUACAGCGAGUGGUACCCCAGCAGGACCACCAAACCCGCCCUCCUCUUCCCCGUCGGCGAGCAGCGCCGCGACAUCAUCCCCAAGACCCUCAUGGACCCAAGCCUCCCCGCCGACCGGAGGAUAGAGGUCACGGAGAAGAUCGUCUACGGGACAGGCGUCAUGGAGAGCUUCCUGUCCGACUUCAUCGCCGUCCUGAGGGACACCGCCGACGCGCGCGAGAGAUGGGUCGUCGUCUUCUCGCCCACGGGAUGCGACAGCAUGCUCCGCGGCAUGGGCCUCCUGGGCGAGGACGGCAGGGUCGAAUCGGGCGCCGCGGCCCGCCGAGAUGGCAGGACGUACGUCGCCACCAUUGGCCCGACCACGAAGCAGCAUCUGGAGUCCAACUUCGGCUUCUCGCCUGAUGUGUCCGCUGAGACGCCGUCGCCUGAGGGUAUUCUGAAAGCGAUAGCAAACUAUAGAGCUUCGGGGAGUAAUUGA
Messenger RNA from Clonostachys rhizophaga, 951 nucleotides. Lineage: Eukaryota; Fungi; Ascomycota; Sordariomycetes; Hypocreales; Bionectriaceae. The record is from the annotation of a GenBank genome assembly.